UCCCAAAGAUUUAAAUGAAAGGGUUCCGUGAGAAUUUUCGGGUUAUUGCCAUAGAACAAACCGUUUUGAUGUAUGGACCAAAUGAUUUGUUUAGGCAUGGCUCAAGCCUGUGCCGCUGACCUCCGGCCGCCGGGCCCACCCCAGGGGAGCCCUGUAGCUUAGGGCCCAGCCCGCCCGGCCGGGGAGAGAGGGGAGGAGAAGGAGACCACGAAGAAGAAGAGGAAGACGAAAACGAAGAGGAAGAAGAGGAGGAAGGCGUGUCGGGGCGAGGGGGCUGAAGCCAGCCAGGCUGAGGACGAUGCUGCUGCCCUGGCUUCGGAUGCUGCUACUGCAAGAGAGCUGAGGAGCCGAGACACAGCGAAGAAGACCCCACACACACAAACAGGCGUACAGAGCUCCUUCACACGGCCCUCCGCCAGGGGGGACCCUUUUGCUGGCCUGGACCAUGAGCAAUGAGUCUGCCGUCUGGAACAUCCUACCAGAAAACUCCACAGGGAUCCCUCUAGGGGCGACAGGGAGGCAGGAUGGCUACGUUCUGCUCCUGGUGAUCCUGUCCAUCUUUCUGGUCGGGACCUUGGUCAUCAUCGCCGUCCUCCUGCUCGUCUGCCGCCGCUCUGGCCGACGGGGGCAGCGAUACGGCAGGGCCAGCGAUGACCCAGAGAAAACCAACACCACCUACCUGGAGGACUCUCAGCCCACGCACGAGAUCACCAUCAGGGUGGAUGAGUCGGAGAGCCUCUCCCCGGGGGGCGGCGGCCAUGACCAGGAGACGGACCGCUUCCUGUCCACGGGGACCGCCGGGCGCCGCGUCUCCUUCAACGAGGCGGCGCUCUUCGACCACAGCAAGAAGGCCCAGGAGAAAGGUCGCAGGUACACCCUCACCGAGGGGGACUUCCACCACCUGAAGAACGCCCGGCUCACCCACCUCCACAUCCCCGCCCCCGCCCUCAAGAUCCUCACCAUCCCCGAGUGCGACUCGGCCGAGAACACCAUCACCAUGGCAACGCGGCCCGCCACCAAGUCCGCCCUCUCCAUCUUCCAGGUGACGGGCCUGACCCCGCUCCCCAUGCUGUGCCCCCUGUCCCAGGCUGCUGUGGGCAGCCUGAGCCCCAGCUCCCGGCUGCCUGGGGACCCCUUCCACCCCGCGGCGGACCCCGGCUUUAACCGGACCCCCCCAGCCCCCAGCACCAAGCAGCGCAGCACCAGCUCUAUCGAGAUCCUGGGGGCCAUGAGCCCCACCGGCUUGGGUCUGGCCGAGGCGGGGUCCGGGGGCCUGCCCGGUGACGGGGGCGCCCAGGGGCCCGUGCUCCAGUUCUUCACCAAGCUGCGGCGUCACGCCAGCCUGGAGGGCGCCAGCCCGUACUUCAAGAUCAAGAAGUGGAAGCUGGACAGCAGUCAGCGCGCCUCCAGCCUGGACACCAGGGGCUCCCCCAAGAGACGGCAGUUCCAGCGGCAGCGAGCGGCCAGCGAGAGCCUGGACCAGGAGGACAACGCCGCGCACCACGACGACCUCGUUCAGUACAUCGCCCGCACGCAGGACGCCCGCCGUCCCUCCCCCGCGACCACCCCGCCUCCACCAUCACCCUCCCUCGGCAGGUUAGAGGUGGAGGUCAUGGUGGAGCCGCGUCGCAGCCCCGGUGGUCCAGGGGUGAUCGGCCUCUCCCCAGACCCCCAGGACGAGGCGCCGAGCCUGGCCGCCGGGGACAGCGGCGACCCCCCGGACCCCCCGGAGCCCCCGGACUCCCAGGCCGUGUACCGAGACAUCUGGAACCUGCGCGCCUCCCUGGAGCAGUACGCCGCCUCGGACCAGAGCAGCAGCAACAACGACCGCAGCUCCGUCUGCAGCGACGCCGACAGCGUGUGCUCCCUGGGGGGCCGCCCUGAGACGGCCCGGGGGGGGCUCCCCAGCUACCCGUCCCAGGAUCUGGGGGACGAGGCGGAGGAAGGGCAGGAGGCGAAGCCUUCGACCGGGUCGAGGGCGGAGGCAGCGGAGCCGGAGGUGAAGAGGAAGAAGAAGAGGCAGGGGGGCAGCGUGGACUCGGAGCGGGGGGGCACCGGCGACGGGGUGCCGGGGAACCGGAAGCUGCUGCAGAUGGACAGCGGCUACGCCUCCAUCGAGGCGCCGUGCCGCGGCACGGAGGAGCUCCGCCUCUUCGGGGCGGGCGCCGACGGCGGCAGCGCCCAGGACCGGAGCGCCCUGGAGCGGCGGCACCACUUCACCAGCGCCGGCCGCAGCAGCACCGUCGGCGAGAGCUUCGAGUCGUCGCACCUCUUCGAGGAGGAGCCGGAGGCGGAGCUGUCGGCGGCGGCGGCGGCGGUGGGCGGGGCCACCGGCGGGGUCGCAAUAGCGACGGGCGCGGGUCCCCUGGGCUGGGCGCCGUACGGCCAGAUGUUCACGGCCCGCGAGACGGCCCAGCCUGCGCCGGCGCCACCGCCGCCGGCCCAACCACCGCCCGUAACCCUACACCGCCGCGACUACAGCAUCGACGAGCGGACCGACGCCCUCUUCCACGAGUUCCUCCGCCACGACCCCCAGUUCGACCAGCAUGACUCCCCCGCCAAGAAGCACCGCUCCCGCGUCCACCUGCGCAAGCAGUGGCAGCGCCACAAGCAGUGGAGCGACCCCGGCGUGCGCCACUUCCACUCGUCCUUCGAGCGGCAGCGCACGCCGCUGCGCCGCGGCGACAGCGUCAGCUACCUGUCGGACGCCAGCUACCAGCUCACCCUCCCCCGCAUCGUGAGCGCGCCCGACGACGAGGCCAGCGACGGCAGCGCCAGCGCCCCCGGGACGCCCAAGCUGUCGGCCGCCACGGCGGCCGUGAAGACCCAGGAGGAGGGGGGGGCCCUGGGGGAAGGGGGCGGCGACGGAGGCCAGGAGACCCAGCCUCCUCCUCCUCCUCCUCCUCCUCCUCUACAUCGCUCCGUCUCGGAGACAGAGGGGCGGCCGGAGGAGGGCCCCGGCCUUCAGGAGGACCGGGGCCGCUCGAUCUCCCCGCCCUCGCUGCCGGACUCCCGGCGCUACGGCCCGCAGACCUUCACGGCCGAGCUGACGGACAAACUGGCGGCCGGCCUCGACGAGAGGCUGUACGCGGGCCUCCGGCAGACCAGGGACUCGGCGGCGGCGGCGGCGGCGGGCCACAUAACGUCCACGGUGGGUUACGUAGACAGUUUAGAUGACGUCAGACUUGGCUGCGUCACCUGGCUCCCCGAGGCAGGGGAGAACUCCUCUCCGCUUCGCCUCAGUAAUUACAACCGAGACGGAAGCCAGAGACCCCAGUCCCUCAGUCUGCUGCACUGCAUCACCGACGGACCGCCAGUCAGGCACACGCACGGGGUGAACUCUUUCCAGAUGAACACGGCAGAACAGAGCGGCAUGAACACCACCACCACCAGUCCAGCGGGUCCGGUUGAUGGAGUGGGCAGCAGUGAUGUAGGUGGGAAAGAGCCACUCUCGCCCGCCGCCGUGGGGUCCCGGUGUGGGGGGCUGAUCCACCGGACGAGACAGGAAGAGGAAGAGGGUCCGGACAUACCCAUCUGCGGCUGCCUUCCAGCGCGGCCUGGGGGAGGGGGAUGGGGGUGA
This is a messenger RNA of Gadus chalcogrammus (walleye pollock), 3580 nucleotides long. It is a transcript of the gene cbarpb, whose product is annotated as CACN subunit beta associated regulatory protein b. Gene Ontology annotation, cellular component: plasma membrane; secretory granule. The record is from RefSeq and is a predicted model, not a curated record. The transcript has 14 exons. NCBI's taxonomy places the organism in Eukaryota, Metazoa, Chordata, Actinopteri, Gadiformes, Gadidae. The coding region runs from base 446 to 3580 and encodes 1044 amino acids. Gene Ontology annotation, molecular function: transmembrane transporter binding. Gene Ontology annotation, biological process: negative regulation of calcium ion-dependent exocytosis; negative regulation of voltage-gated calcium channel activity.